CCCACCAGCCCCGCGGGCUUUAUUUCAGAGCACGGAAUGAUUUACGGUAUAAAAAGACGAAAAGCGAUUCAGGAACCUGCCCAACGGGUAGCCUUUGGUUAUUUGUAAAGCAGAAAAGAAGCGGGGCGUUUGGCACUAGCCCUCUUAUAUGCGUAACGACGCCUGAUGCUUGGAGAGACGCAGAUUCGGGCUCACCGCGCGCAAACGCCCACAUCCUCAAGUCGGCUCUGAUUUCUUUAGGUGAAUGAAAGUUUCCUAGCAGGGGACGGCAGAAGAGAUGAUAUCUGACCAGGAUGAGUCGGAAAGGUGAACUUAAAUAAGCAAAAGUGCGCGUCAACCACCUGUUAUAAAUCAGCGCGAAAUGGGCAUGCUUAGUGUGGACCUCCUGGUAACUUUGCAGAUCUUGCCUGGUUUCUUCUCCAACUGCCUGUUUUUCGUGCUGUAUGAUUCGAUAGUGCUGGUUAAGCGUGUGGUGUCACUCCUGAGCUGCUCGGGCUCAACGGGUGAGUGGCAGCGCAUGUUAACCACAGCCGGCGUGCGCUCCAUAUGGAACAGCUUUUUGCUGGAUGCCUACAAACAGGUGAAGCUAGGCGAGGCUGCUCCAAACUCCAAGGUGGUGAAGGUCCCCGGCAUCAACAGACGCUGGAGCAUCAGCGGUAAGACCCACAACGAGUGCCACCUGCUGGACUUCGAGUCUCCAGACCGCCCGUUAGUGGUCAACUUUGGCUCGGCCACUUGACCCCCCUUUAUAAGCCAGCUGCCGGUUUUCCGGCGGAUGGUUGAGGAAUUUUCGGAUGUGGCAGACUUCCUGCUUGUCUACAUAGAUGAGGCUCACCCCUCAGACGGCUGGGUGGCUCCUCCCAUGGAGCACUUCUCGUUUGAAGUGAGGAAACACCGUAAUCUGGAGGAGAGGAUGUUUGCUGCCCGGACACUUCUGGAGCAUUUCUCCUUGCCUCCUCAGUGCCAAUUGGUGGCCGAUUGCAUGGACAACAAUGCCAACGUAGCCUACGGUGUGUCCUAUGAGCGGGUUUGCAUCGUACAGAAGAAUAAAAUCGCUUACCUUGGGGGUAAGGGUCCAUUUUUCUACAACCUUAAAGAUGUUCGGCACUGGCUUGAGAAGAGCUAUGGAAAGCGAUAAUUUCUUGGAAAAAAAGAGGUCAAAAUAGCCUUUUCUGUGAAUGGUAAAAUAUUUUAUUUUUGUAUAACAGAGAGAAAUUGAGGGUAAGGUGCUUUUUGAACUGUUUAACAGUAGCUCUGGUGGAAACACUUGGGCUGGGCUCCAAGUCAUUUUCUUGAAUUGUCUAAAAUGAUCAGCAGGUGUCCUACAUUCCUAACCACUUAAAAAGAAAAAAAUGAAAUGAAUAUAGACACUAAAUACUGACCAUGUGGUUUGCACUUCAAUUUUGAGAUUACAUUGUUGCCAGCAAAACAAUUUGUAGAUGCACUAUUAAUAACUUGUUCCUUUGCGAUUAAUGUAGAGUUAAAGUGUGCAAUAUUUUUGUGCGACAUAUAUUGCUUACAAAAGAAAACCAAAUUGCUGAACAGAAGAGAAAGCACAAGUACCCAGCUUUUUUAUGAAAAGAGAAUAAUUUAUUUUUUAUUGACAUUCAAUGUUUAUUUUAAUAUGUGGCCUGUUUAUGCGCUUGUAAUGCUUUCCCUUCCUCUCUUAAACUGACAAUCGUUCAUAUUCCAUGUGCCAUCAGCUUUCACAUCACUGAUACACUGUUCAGUUCAUUUGCACCAGUUAAUAAAAGCAUCCUCAGCAUCCCAUUACGAAAACUACUAAUGCUAGUCAUUCGGUCUGUAUUGUACUUAACAAUCACAACAAUCUCACUGCUCAUGAUAAACCAGGAAGAUUAAAGGAAAAUCGUCCCAGCAGCCUCAGCCUCUGGGCUUAGUUCGGACACUUGCCUUUACUGCAGUGUACAGGAAAGCUGAUGAAAACUCCUGAAUGUUAGAGAAAUGUUUUCGAAUGUCGUCGACGGUGACUCUAAUGGAUCCGCAGUCGCUCAUUUGGGUCAAUACGGCGCUGGUGUGCACAUGAAAAUCACAGACGAAAUGGUCCCCUGUCCUGUCUGUGGUUGGAUGAGAGACCACACCUCUCUGUCCUGAUCCAAAUGGGCAUGACUGCUAACAUGCUGAAACAAUCACUCUGAAUCACUAUGAAGGCUUUGAGUUUUGUUUCACAGAACUGUUCUCAUGUACUACAGCCGUCCUCUUCCUUUUAAUGAGAAAAAGGCAAGAAACAAUAAAGUUGAACUGCUGCUGACUUCGA
Molecule: messenger RNA, 2275 nt
Organism: Ctenopharyngodon idella (grass carp)
Lineage: Eukaryota; Metazoa; Chordata; Actinopteri; Cypriniformes; Xenocyprididae
Gene: dio2
Product: iodothyronine deiodinase 2
Exons: 2
Molecular function (GO): thyroxine 5'-deiodinase activity
Source: RefSeq, a predicted model, not a curated record